Messenger RNA from Ophidiomyces ophidiicola, 1305 nucleotides. RefSeq lists its product as uncharacterized. Gene Ontology annotation, biological process: fatty acid beta-oxidation. The coding region runs from base 1 to 1305 and encodes 434 amino acids. Lineage: Eukaryota; Fungi; Ascomycota; Eurotiomycetes; Onygenales; Onygenaceae. Gene Ontology annotation, molecular function: acetyl-CoA C-acetyltransferase activity. The record is from RefSeq and is a predicted model, not a curated record. The transcript has 3 exons.
AUGCAGCCUUCUUUCAGAUUAGCCUCCCGUCUGGGACCAAGGUCCACACCCAGCCAGAGAUUGGGCCUUGUCCAGCGCCAAUUCGGCUCAUCGGCCAUGAGACAGAAGGAGAUUCAGGAUGCGUACAUUCUCAGUGCCUCACGAACGCCUACUGCCAAGUUCAAUGGUUCGUUUACCACUGUACCCGCCCCGAAACUCGGUGCCGUAGCAAUCAAGUCAGCUAUUGAAAAAUCAAAAGUGCCCAUGGAUAAAAUUACCGAUGUUUAUAUGGGAUGCGUCCUUCAAGGAUCUGUUGGUCAAUCACCAGCUAGACAAGCAUCCAUGUUUGCUGGUUUACCACCGUCUGUUGAAGCGCUCACAGUCAACAAGGUUUGCGCGUCGGGUAUGAAGGCUGUCGUUCUUGCAGCGCAAAAUAUCCAGCUAGGCCUUGCUGAGGCCCAGGUUGCUGGUGGAAUGGAGAACAUGUCCCGCGUCCCAUAUUACUAUCCUCGAGCCAGUCAGCAAAUGCCGUUUGGAAACACAACAAUGGAGGAUGGGUUAAUCAAGGACGGUUUAUGGGACGUUUACAAUCAAUUCCACAUGGGCGUUUGUGCCGAAAAUACAGCAAAGAACCAUAAUAUCACGAGAAAGGAGCAGGAUGAAUAUGCAAUCAGAUCAUAUCAGCGUGCUCAGGCCGCCUGGAAAGAAAACAAAUUUGUUGAUGAGAUUGCACCUGUCACUGUUAAAAGCAAGAAGGGCGAAGUUGUCAUUUCUCGGGAUGAAGGUUUUGAAGAUCUUCGGGCUGACAAAAUGGCUACACUCAAGCCUGCUUUUGUCCGCGACGGGACUGGCACCGUAACAGCGGGAAAUGCAUCGACAUUUAACGAUGGUGCUUCUGCCCUUGUGAUUACGAAUGCCGCUCUUGCUCGUGAAUAUGGAUCAACAAGCCGGGUUCUCGCGCGUAUUGUUUCUUCUGCUGAUGCAGCCAUCGACCCCAUUGAUUUUCCAGUUGCUCCAGCAAAAGCCGUGCCAAUUGCCCUUCAGCGAGCCGGCCUCACUCAAGAUCAAAUUUCUAUAUGGGAGUUUAAUGAAGCGUUUGCUGCUGUCAUAAAAGCCAAUGAAAAGAUUCUUGGUCUUGAGAAGGCCAAUGUGAACCCGCUAGGAGGCGCCAUUUCCCUUGGCCAUGCCUUGGGUAGUUCAGGUUCGCGAAUCCUAACCACUCUAUUGCACCAGCUCAAGCCAGGAGAAUAUGGCUGUGCUGCUAUUUGCAAUGGUGGUGGUGCCGCGACUGCUAUUGUGGUACAACGGGUUGAGCGCGUCGAGUAA